GACCAUAUUUUAUUAGUUUACAGACAUGAAAUGUAUUAUGUUAGCCUGGAUUAUAAUUCUCUCUGAAACAGCAUCAGCCCAAAAUUGUGUAGAGGAAGAUAAAACAUCCAAGGAUUGUGUUCCUGAAGAGGAAAAAUUAGACCCUGUAGGACAAAAAAUUACAAAUAUAUUAAGCCCGGAAAAUGAGGAAAACAUUAUUAAGAAAGGAAAAGAAGAGGAAAAGAGAAAUAAAGGUUUUAGAUCAACAACCCCUGCUGAAGACAAUGUUGCAUUAUCCAUCUGGAACAAAUUAAGGGUGUUGCCCUGCAAACAAAAUUGCGGAACAUUUAGCCCAACUUGGAAGAAAUCUUUUGAUACUGCAGUUAAACUGUUUGAUCAGCUGGAAACCACUGAUCAUGUUAAAACUGAUUUUAAAACUUUUGUAAAAAUUGGAGAAGAGGUUUUAGAAUUGCUCUAUGAAAAGAAAGAGGUAAAUGAAAACCUGGUAAAAUCGGCAUACUUAAAGGCAAUGAAACUCAGGAAUGAUACGGACGGUAUAAAUGUUGAUCCUGGACAGAUAUUUCCAGCUUUAGCAGAUGAAACCAGGCAAAAUACAAUCACUGGGAAUGACUAUGCUGAUAAACCUGUUGGGGAAACAUCUUGGAAAGAACUGAAGAAGUUGCCAUCAAGGGUUGCAGCACCAGAGGAUAAACUGGACUAUUUCAGAGAAGAUACGAGGCUACAUAUUUUCCAUGAUACGUUUCAUUCCUUGAAUUUUGGAAACAAUGAACAAGACCGAGACAAAAUGAAUUUUUCUUUUAUCUGCAUCGACUACUUUUGUUCAG
Messenger RNA from Eurytemora carolleeae, 824 nucleotides. RefSeq lists its product as uncharacterized. The record is from RefSeq and is a predicted model, not a curated record. NCBI's taxonomy places the organism in Eukaryota, Metazoa, Arthropoda, Copepoda, Calanoida, Temoridae. The annotation marks the transcript as partial. The transcript is spliced from 11 exons.